Molecule: messenger RNA, 1235 nt
Organism: Rhododendron vialii
Lineage: Eukaryota; Viridiplantae; Streptophyta; Magnoliopsida; Ericales; Ericaceae
Exons: 4
Coding region: 560-964 (134 amino acids)
Source: RefSeq, a predicted model, not a curated record
CAUCGUAUUACAUGAAUAUUUUUUCCAUUCUGAGUUCCUCCAGAUUAGUGCACGAAAGCUGGCUCGGUACCUGGUGCAACGGAUCAAAUUCUAGGGUUUUCUAUGUAAUCAUCCAAUUCCUACGCGAUCAAAACCCGCCCAAAAUCCAGCAGCCUGAAGUCUUCAAUUCUUCCGUGGAGAUGGUUACCCCUCGAUCUAGAGUGCAGACAAAACCAACUCGAUUAUCUUCCAAGAAAAAUGUCAAGAAAAGAGUCGGUGCCAUCAUUAGGCGAUCUGACCGACUCCGCAAUGUAACCCCACCAGCUCAAAAUCGAGAAAUAGAGCCCGUGGUCGAGGAGAUAAAUCUGUGCGAAAGUGAGAAAGAAGAUGACCCACAUGUUGAGGAAACCCCCCCUGAGUCAAUGUUACCUGAAGAGAGCUUGGAAGAGAAAACAGAUUACCCUGCUGGAGGAUUGAAGUCCGAGGCAUAUGAUUAAUUAGCACUUGCAUCAUUUGUUUUUCCUUGUUAUUCUUUAGUUUCUGAUUGGAACUCUUUAAUUUUUAUGCUGUUCUCAUUGACAUGCAUAAACAGGCUGCCAAGAGGCACUUCCAAAGUGACAGCUCCAGUGCCAAUCUUAAAUACAAAAGACUGUAUUUUGAUUCACAGAAGAAGAAUGAAGCCUUGACAAAGGAAAAUUAUGAGCUUUCUAAGAACUUGGCGAUUGCUAUGGGGAAAAUUGAAGGGCUUGCAGAAUCAAGUCGUGUUUGUUCAGGCUUACUGGGAAAAUUGCAGGAUGUGCUCUUGAUCUCUAAUCUCGGAAAAGCUACCGAAACUGCAAUGAAUCUAUCGUCACAAGCAGUACUUUGCCGUUGUUCUUCUCCCAGUGGUGUUGGUGACCCCAAAGUUGCCGUGAAGAAAAAGGCAAAAGGUGUUGGUGAACCCAAAGUUGCCGUGAAGAAAAAGGCAAAAGGCAAAAAUAACUAAAACUUUACAGCAUCUCCUAACGUGGCUUGUGAACAGCAUCAUCUAGAGUCAGUAGAAACCAAAUUAGUUUCCUUCGCUGUAUGGUAUUAGUUUCCUUCCCUCUAUGGUAUCAACUUUUUUUUAGCUUCAGUAUGCUUAAUACUUGAAAGGGAUGUUGUAUUUAUUGAUGAAAAGGUGGAAAAGGUUGUCCAUUGUUGGAUGAUGGCAGCUACUUCAUCUUUGGUAUUUUGAAUGGAGUAACAACUCUCUUUUUUGAGCUUUUCAAUAGAAA